UUGGUUUCGUCCGCGUCUGCCUCGCAUCAAACGCACAUGUUGUGUUGUGUCAGGGGUUCUCUGCUGUUUCUGCAUUCAUUGAAACAGCGCGUGCUGUCACGCACUUGCUUGAUCCACGCAGUCCACGGUUACAGUGAGAUAACCCCCACAGUGAGUGUAAAACACUUUAACCCACUGGUUUAGUUGGAAACACGUGUUCCAGGGAGGAGCACGCGCCCCGGCGUGUCUACACUGCUGCUGUGUAACUUCGCCGGACUGAAGGUUUUGAGGCUUGCAUCAUGAGCUCCAAGGUGUGCAAGAACUGUGGCAGCUCGAACAUCGAUGUCGACCAGGCGCGUGGCGACGCCGUCUGCAUGGGCUGCGGCACCGUGCUGGAGGACAACAUCAUCGUCUCCGAGGUGGAGUUCGUGGAGACGGGAGGUGGAGGCUCCCUGGCUGUGGGACAGUUUGUGUCAUCAGAAGGUGGUCCCAGGCAUCCAUCUUUUGGGGAUGGGCACUUCACGGGCAUGGCAUCAGAGUCCCGGGCUAAGACACUGCAGAGAGCUAAACAGCAGAUCAACACUCUGGGCCACCAGCUGCAGAUGAACCAGCACUGUUUGGACACGGCCCACAACUUCUACAAGAUGGCGCUCAUGAAACACCUGACCCGCGGUCGCAAGUCCUCCCACAUCAUGGCUGCCUGCAUCUACAUGGUCUGUCGCACUGAGGGAACGCCACACAUGCUGCUGGAUCUCAGUGACAUUUUGCAGGUGAACGUCUACGUCCUGGGAAAGACUUUUCUCCUGCUGGCCCGGGAACUUUGCAUCAAUGCUCCAGCUAUAGACCCGUGUUUAUACAUUCCCCGCUUCGCCCAGCUGCUGGAGUUUGGUGAGAAGAACCAUGAGGUCUGCAUGACGGCGAUGCGACUGGUGCAGAGGAUGAAGAGGGACUGGAUGCACACAGGAAGAAGGCCGUCAGGACUCUGUGGAGCAGCUCUGCUCGUUGCUGCUCGUCUACACGACUUUCGCCGCACCGUUAAAGAAGUCAUCAGUGUUGUAAAAGUGUGUGAAAACACACUGAAAAGAAGACUGUCAGAGUUUGAGGAGACACCCACUAGCCAGCUGACCAUCGAGGAGUUCAUGAAGGUAGACCUGGACCAGGAGUGUGACCCACCCUGCUUCACAGCCGGCCUUCGGAAGAAGAAAGCCCAACAGCUGGAAAUGGAGCUGAAGAAAAAGAUGGAUGAAGUUGAAGAUGAAAUACAAGAGUACCAGGAUGAAAUCGAUGCAGAGCUGGAGAGCAGCAGACCCAAACUAAGAGGAAUUUAUGCUGCCUACGCUAAAGAAGACAUUAAAGACGAUGACAUUAACUCAACAUCGUCUAAGCUGGCAGACGAUGAGGUGUCGGAUGAAGAUGACGAGCUUCAGGCCGUGGCCAAGCACUUUGGCAAAGAACUGGAUGAACUCACCGUAGAGGCGUUGAUAAAACUAGAGAAGAAGCAACCAGAGGAGGAGGAUGUCCCAAAGCGAAAAGCCCCAUCGCUGGCUUCCAUACUGGGAACAAUGCCCUCAUCAGCCACUCUGGGACUACCAGAGUCCAUCAGCAACUGUGUUGGAGACGGAAAAGAGAAUGAUGGCGCCGCCGACAGCGGGGAGCUGGACCUGAGCGGGAUAGAUGACAGCGAGAUCGAGCUGUAUCUGCUGAGUGACAACGAAAUCAAAAUCAAGACUGCGCUCUGGAUGGCAGAAAACUCCGACUACCUCAAAGAGCAGAAAGAAAAGGAAGCAAAGAUAGCGAAGGAGAAGGAGCUCGGGAUCUACAAAGAGAAGAAGCGGCGAGCCCCCGGAAAGAGACGCCCCCCGAUCAGAGCCAACAACGCUGAAGAAGCCAUUGAGAAGAUGUUGGAGCAGAAGAAAAUCUCUUGUAAGAUAAACUACGAUGUGCUGAAGGAUCUCAACAUCAAGCCUGCCGCCAGUCCGGCUUGUAAGGUCAAGUCCCCGAAGAAGGAGCCAUCUGACGCCAAGCUGCCAGGACGCAGCCGUAGACCUGCCCCGGCCCCCCUGAGCCUCAGCACCCCGCUCAGCUCGCUGGGAAAAAGAUUGCAGCCGUUCAUCACCAGACAGCCCAACAAGAAGCUGGCUGUGGAGCAGACCUCCACCCCCCUGCCGACGCCCGUCCAAGCCCCCGCCAGCGGAGUGGUGGUGGAGAGUGGGCCGGUUGUCUAUGAUGAUGGUGAUGAGGAAGAGGAGGAGGAGGAGGAGACCUGUGUCAGUGCCAUGGAGCUGCUGGGAGGCAACGAUUACGGCUCUGAUGGAGAUUACGAUGAUGGAUUCUAGCAGCAGGGUUUUUAUUCCCAGCUAUUACAGACUAUUCUGAAUCCCAAGUGUAUGAAAUGUUUACGGCCGGGGAUGAACAAGAACACUGGCUGCUGCUACAGACUGGGUUCCAGUCGGGAAUGAAUGCUUGUGGAAAUCAACUCCUCCUGAACGGACUUGCUGCUCGGACGUUGGCAGAGAUGAUGGCGGUGGUGGUGUGGAAGUGACUGGAAAUGAGUGGUGCAGUGCAGGUCGCUGGCAGACUAUGCUGAUCAUGGAUGAUACACCCAGUCAGGGUUCCAGUGUGCACUGGUUUGGUUUGUAAAUGAGAAGAAAUGUCAGAUUUGGUCCAUAAAUAUAGAAUAUGUCUUUAAUCCAAGACCCAUCUUAAAGUGACCAGGAAAGUCCCCGACUGCUUUGGACACCUGAAGUUUAAGUUAUUCACUGGCUCAACAUCAACAGCGAGACCAUCUGCAUCUAUUUCCACUUCAGAUUUUAUUUAAGCCUUCAGGACUCAGAGACAUGUUGUCACCUCGCUCAAAUCUUAUUAUAAUGUCACAGUCAAGUUCUUUCAGACAUUAAGAUGAUCAGAUUUAGUUGUCUUUUGUUUUGGAAAUGUUCCUCUGAUUAACUUCUUAGAUCCUCUAAUUUCAGUUUAAUGUUGUUGUAAAUGUCCUAUUAAAGGGCACAGAGAGCUGAAAAUGGCUAUUUAUGAACAAUAUGUAGAGUAUUAUAUUUCUCAAAUGAAUGAGGAGAUGAGUUGGAGAUGUACUUUUGAUGCUUUUGUUGGGGAAAGAGGGUGGAGAGGAUCUGCUGGAUUCAUUCAGCAGUAUUUAAUGAGGUGUUUCAGGUCAUCUUGACCAACUCUACUGCUGUUAGAAGUCAUGAAGUUACGUCUGCAUUAACAUUGUGUGCCUUUGCUGCUACAGUAAAGCUUUCACUACCAGGA
This is a messenger RNA of Melanotaenia boesemani (Boeseman's rainbowfish), 3243 nucleotides long. It is a transcript of the gene brf1a, whose product is annotated as BRF1 RNA polymerase III transcription initiation factor subunit a. Gene Ontology annotation, molecular function: RNA polymerase III general transcription initiation factor activity; TBP-class protein binding; RNA polymerase III type 3 promoter sequence-specific DNA binding. Bases 279 to 2315 code for a protein of 678 amino acids. The transcript has 19 exons. Gene Ontology annotation, biological process: transcription preinitiation complex assembly; transcription by RNA polymerase III; DNA-templated transcription initiation. NCBI's taxonomy places the organism in Eukaryota, Metazoa, Chordata, Actinopteri, Atheriniformes, Melanotaeniidae. The record is from RefSeq and is a predicted model, not a curated record. Gene Ontology annotation, cellular component: nucleus; transcription factor TFIIIB complex; transcription preinitiation complex.